UUGCUAUAAAUACCCACGUCCCGAGAGUUGUAGGAUCCACGCCAAGAAUUGAUUUUGAGAGAACCACGAGACAUUCAAGAGGGUUUGUUCUUCUGGGUCAUUGAGAUCUACUUAACAAUGUCUGGAAUUGUGGUGGUUUUCGACUUCGACAAGACCAUUGUUGACUGCGAUAGUGACAAUUGGGUCAUCGACGAGCUCGGUGCCACGGACUUGUUCAACCAGCUUCUUCCCACCAUGCCUUGGAACUCUCUCAUGGAUAGGAUGAUGAUGGAGCUUCAUGCACUAGGAGUAACCAUUGAGAAGAUUGAAGAAGUUCUGAAGAGGAUUCCUAUACAUCCCAGAGUAGUCCCUGCCAUUAAAGCAGCUCAUGCUUUAGGGUGUGAUUUAAGGGUUGUGAGUGAUGCAAAUAUGUUCUUCAUUGAGACAAUUUUGAAGCAUUUGGGAAUAAAGGAGUGCUUCUCUGAGAUUAACACUAAUCCUGGCUAUGUUAAUGAGGAAGGAAGGUUGAGGAUUUUGCCUUAUCAUGACUUCAACAAAGCUCCCCAUGGAUGCAGUCUCUGCCCUCCAAACAUGUGCAAGGGUCUGAUCAUAGAGAGGAUUCAAGAUUCAGUAUGCCCUGAAGGAAGCAAGAGGAUUAUCUAUCUUGGUGAUGGAAGUGGGGACUACUGCCCAAGCUUGAGGCUGAAAGAGAGAGACUUCAUGAUGCCAAGGAAGAACUUUCCUGUGUGGGAUUUGAUAUGCAAAGAUCCUUCGCUUGUGAAGGCCGAAAUCCAUGAAUGGAGUGAUGGGGAAGAGCUUGAGAGGGUUUUGAUUCACUUGAUCAACAAGAUUUCUAAGGAAGAAGCAUCUCAGUUCAUCUCAGCUGAUUGCAAGUUGCAGACUCUCUGUGUGUCUGCUCAUGAGGCUCUGCCUCAAGCUCUCCGAGUUCAGCAGUAAUGGCUGAUUCAAUGAUUUAACAUCUUUGAAAAUGUAACAUGAUUCAAAUAGUCCUUUUUUAGGGUCUUUCCCUAAGUCAGGUUUAACUGAUGUCUCUAAUGGUGUAACUGGUCCAAGAAGGCCUGUGGUUAUAGUGUUCAAUAAUCAAAAGAGAUUACAGAAUUCCCGGUUCAGAAAGGAGUAUGGACAAUUAUGAGAUUCUUCACUUCAUCUUUGCCAAACAAUUGUUUUUUCUUGUUUGGCAUUUUUUAUUAGUGUGGGCUAAGAGGGUUUAUAACAGAGUCAAAUUAUAUGGCUCUUUUUUGGCCAUGAUAUGAAGUGUCAAAAAUGAUUAAAUGAAUGAAUGUUUUCGUCUCU
This is a messenger RNA of Neltuma alba, 1293 nucleotides long. Its product is annotated as inorganic pyrophosphatase 1-like. Lineage: Eukaryota; Viridiplantae; Streptophyta; Magnoliopsida; Fabales; Fabaceae. The record is from RefSeq and is a predicted model, not a curated record. Gene Ontology annotation, molecular function: phosphatase activity. Bases 118 to 936 code for a protein of 272 amino acids. The transcript has 4 exons.